This is a messenger RNA of Fraxinus pennsylvanica, 723 nucleotides long. The record is from the annotation of a GenBank genome assembly. NCBI's taxonomy places the organism in Eukaryota, Viridiplantae, Streptophyta, Magnoliopsida, Lamiales, Oleaceae.
AUGCUUAAGGUAUUGGAGCCAUUGCAUGAAAAGCUCGAGGAAGGAGCUAUGAGGAACAAUACUACCAUAAAAGAGAAAGCCUUCAUACAGGCUUGGGAUCUCUAUUACCACGUAUUCAGGCGGAUUGAUAAGCAGCUUCAAACUCUCACCACCCUGGAUUUGCAGUCUGUUUCCCCAGAACUUCUGGAGUGCCGGGAUUUGGAGCUAGCCGUUCCUGGAAGCUAUAUAGCAGAUUCACCAGAGGUAAAAAUUGCAUCAUUUGCCCCCCAGCUUUCUGUCAUCACAUCGAAACAACGACCUCGUAAGUUGACAAUUCUUGGGAGUGAUGGAAAAGAGUAUACCUUCUUGCUGAAGGGGCAUGAAGAUUUACGACAAGAUGAACGUGUCAUGCAGGUCUUCUUGAGCUUCAGAGAAUUCGCCUUCCUCCAUUCCCUCGCCCACGUACCAGUGAACAAAGGCACUCUUCGAUACAUGAGAUCAAAAUUAAUGUCAAUGCGUGAGAACACCUUGGCCACACUAGUUGAGUUGGAAUCAUGCAGAUGGCUUUCUGUACCCUUGCAAGAUCGCCACCGGGGACAACAGUGGGUGGCGGUAGUUUAUACCACUCUUGAAAAUAGUAGGGCACCAGUCGACAAACUGGAUAGUCCGCUUAGUCUUGAUGGUUGCACCUAUAGGGCACCUGUCAACAAAGUGAAAUUGUGGAACAAAGAGAACAUCAUGUAA